CUCUCUCUCUCUCUCUCGCUCUCGCUCUCUCUCUCUCUCUCUCUCUCUCUCUCUCUCUCUCUCUCUCUCUCUCGUGAUAUAUUCAAAACAACACAGCAUUUUGUUUCAUAGAAAGCAAAACAAGUGGGUCUUGCUUAGAUAUUUGUUGCGCGAGUUUCCAAACCUUUUUUUUGUCUUGAUUACCAUAAGAAAAUAAAGGGCUUUUGCUCUCUACCUCUUUUUUCUCUCUUGUGAUUCGAAAAACUGGUUUUUGAUCCAGACGGUAGGUGAGAUUUGGUGGGUAUUUCUUUUUGGAUGCUAUUGUUGGCUUGAAAGGUUGAAUACCAUGGCUUGUGCUUUGAAGGUUAAUUUCUCUGUCUCUGGGUCAAAUGAGACCCUUCUCAAUUCCAGAACAAAGGGGAAUAUAGGGUUUUUCCCUCCAACUAGUAUGGCUGAACGCAGAUCAAAAGAUUUCAUGAGUGAACCUCUACAUGUAUUAGAUCAGAGUUUAAGCAAAUGGAAGGUCAAGGCUUCAACAUAUUCCUCUGUUCAUGCACAGACAUCCUUUUGUGUUAGCAGGGCUAUGAGAUGGUGGGAAAAGACUCUUGUACCCAACAUGACAGAGAUUCAUUCAGCACAAGAACUCAUUGAUUCAUUGUUGAAUGCUGGGGACAAAUUGGUCAUAGUUGACUUCUAUUCCCCUGGUUGUGGAGGCUGCAAAGCUUUGCACCCUAAGAUCUGUCAGCUGGCUGAAUCAAACCCAAAUGCAAUUAUUCUCAAGGUUAAUUAUGAAGAACUCAAAACCAUGUGCUAUACUCUUCACAUCCAUGUCCUACCAUUCUUCAGAUUCUAUAGGGGUGCAGAGGGCAAGUUGUGUAGCUUCAGCUGCACCAAUACAACUAUCAAGAAAUUCAAAGAUGCAUUGGCAAAGUAUGGGAGUGAUCGAUGUAGUCUUGGUCCAGCCAAAGGACUUGAUGAAUCUGAGCUAUUGGGUUUAGCCUCAAUUGGCCAGAUCUCAAUAAAUUCAUCAGAUUUGGUGCCAAAAGGCAUAACAGAUGUAUCUGGUAAUUUGGGAAAAGCAAACAGUAAGAUGGUACUUAAGGAAGAGAAAGCAAUGUUGAUGGCCUAAAGGUGUGUUGAUUCUAGCUUGUUUGGAGAUCUGCUGAUGGAGUAGGAAAGCAGCUCCAAAUUUUAGAAUUUUAGAUUUUUCUUUUUACUUUUUAGAUGUAAAUAUUCAACUAUUAUUGGGGUUUCCUAAGCGGGUUUGUCAGGUUUUUUUAGAUAAGCCCCGCAUAUUUGAAUAUUUGAUUAAUGUGGAUAUGGAUUGGAUUGGAUUGGAUUGAAUUAAAUUAGAUAUUGUUAUCUACUUGAGGAGAUUAUUAAGGAUCUGUUUUUUUAACGACAUUUUUUUAUCUUAUUUUUUUUAUGCUUGUUUCUCAUGUUAAUAAAUCAAAAGUUAA
This is a messenger RNA of Ilex paraguariensis (yerba mate), 1439 nucleotides long. The record is from the annotation of a GenBank genome assembly. Lineage: Eukaryota; Viridiplantae; Streptophyta; Magnoliopsida; Aquifoliales; Aquifoliaceae.